AUGAGAGGUAACGCGUUGGUAUUAUUUAUAAUAUUGAAGAAUGCUCGGAUGAGAACCAGACCAUAUGUAUUUCUAGCUAAUCUGGCUGUAGCUGAUCUCAGUGUUGGAGUAUUCUGUGUUAUCCCAAGUUUAACAACUUUUCUAUCACCUGUUUGGAUUUUAGGAGAGAAUAUGAGUUAUAUGACGUCAAUUCUAUUGUUGACUGUGAUAUCAGUUGAAAGAUUUGUAGCCACCAUGUUUCCGCUGAGGGCCAACAACCUGUUUACACCGUGGUAUGUGGCACCAUUGAUCAUCAUGGGUUUCAUGUAUUCUAAGAUAUCUUUAGUCUUGUGGUAUACCAUUUUAUAA
Messenger RNA from Patella vulgata (common limpet), 348 nucleotides. RefSeq names its product trissin receptor-like. Gene Ontology annotation, molecular function: G protein-coupled receptor activity. The transcript has 5 exons. Gene Ontology annotation, biological process: G protein-coupled receptor signaling pathway. The record is from RefSeq and is a predicted model, not a curated record. NCBI's taxonomy places the organism in Eukaryota, Metazoa, Mollusca, Gastropoda, Patellidae. Gene Ontology annotation, cellular component: membrane. Bases 1 to 348 code for a protein of 115 amino acids.